Messenger RNA from Symphalangus syndactylus (siamang), 1272 nucleotides. RefSeq names its product keratin-associated protein 10-3-like. The record is from RefSeq and is a predicted model, not a curated record. Gene Ontology annotation, cellular component: keratin filament. NCBI's taxonomy places the organism in Eukaryota, Metazoa, Chordata, Mammalia, Primates, Hylobatidae.
AUGGCCGCGUCCACCAUGUCCAUCUGCUCCAGCGCCUGCUCCGACUCCUGGCAGGUGGACGACUGCCCAGAGAGCUGCUGUGAGCCCUCCUGCUGCGCCCCCAGCUGCUGCGCCCCGGCCCCCUGCCUGACCCUGCUCUGCACUCCAGUGAGCUGUGUGUCCAGCCCCUGCUGCCAGGCGGCCUGUGAGCCCAGCGCCUGCCAAUCAGGCUGCACCAGCUCCUGCACACCCUCAUGCUGCCAGCAGUCUAGCUGCCAGCCGGCUUGCUGCACCUCCUCCCCCUGCCAGCAGGCCUGCUGUGUGCCCGUCUACUGCAAGCCCGUCUGUAACAAGCCUGUGUGCUUCGUGCCUACCUGCUCCGAGUCUUCCCCUUCAUGCUGCCAGCAGUCUAGCUGCCAGCCAACUUGCUGCACCUCCUCCUCCUGCCAGCAGGCCUGCUGUGUGCCUGUCUGCUCCAAGUCCGUCUGCUAUGUGCCUGUGUGCUCUGGGGCUUCCACUUCAUGCUGCCAGCAGUCUAGCUGCGUGAGCUGUGUGUCCAGCCCCUGCUGCCAGGCGGCCUGUGAGCCCAGCCCCUGCCAAUCAGGCUGUACCAGCUCCUGCACACCCUCGUGCUGCCAGCAGUCUAGCUGCCAGCCGGCUUGCUGCACCUCCUCCCCCUGCCAGCAGUCCUGCUGUGUGCCUAUGUGCUGCAAGACUGUCUGCUGCAAGCCUGUGUGCUGUGUGCCUGUCUGCUGUGGUGCUGCUUCUUCAUGCUGCCAGCAGUCUACCUGCCAGCCAGCUUGCUGUGCCUCUUCCUCCUGCCAGCGGGCCUGCUGUGUGCCCGUCUGCUGCAAGCCUGUGUGCUGUGUGUCCACCUGCUCUGAGGAUUCCUCUUCAUGCUGCCAGCAGUCUAGCUGCCAGCCGGCUUGCUGCACCUCCUCUUCCUACCAGCAGGCCUGCCGUGUGCCCAUCUGCUGCAAGACUGUGUACUGCAAGCCUAUCUGCUGUGUGCCCGUCUGUUCUGGGGCUUCCUCUUCAUGCUGCCAGCAGUCUAGCUGCCAGCCAGCUUGCUGCACCACCUCCUGCUGCAGACCCUCCUCCUCUGUGUCCCUCCUCUGCCGCCCCGUGUGCAGGUCCACCUGCUGUGUGCCCAUCUCCUCCUGCUGUGCCCCCACCUCCUCCUGCCAGUCCAGCUGCUGCUGCCCGGCCUCCUGCGUGUCCCUCCUCUGCCGCCCCGCAUGCUCCCGCCUGGCCUGCUACAGCCUCUGCUCAGGUGAGAAGUCCAGCUGCUGA